This is a messenger RNA of Trypanosoma cruzi, 1689 nucleotides long. RefSeq lists its product as uncharacterized. Gene Ontology annotation, biological process: cilium organization. The transcript has a single exon. Gene Ontology annotation, cellular component: cytoplasm; motile cilium. Gene Ontology annotation, molecular function: protein binding. NCBI's taxonomy places the organism in Eukaryota, Euglenozoa, Kinetoplastea, Trypanosomatida, Trypanosomatidae. Bases 1 to 1689 code for a protein of 562 amino acids. The record is from RefSeq and is a predicted model, not a curated record.
AUGAGCAGUGAUGGCACGCCGCAGCUGGCGGCUCUGAAGCAGCAGCCAAGUGACACUACCAUCAUUGAUAGAACCAUGCAUCUCUUUGGUACCACCCAGCAAAGUUCACAUGAGUGCGACAUCGACUCUCUUCCGCUUGAGUUUCUCUCCACGAACCGCGUGGUGUCGGUUUUGGAGAAGGCCAUUGAGCGGUUGGAGCUGCUGGGUCUUUUGGAUACAACGGCACCCGACGAGGGGGCCACUCGUCCAUUUUUCCCCGCGAUUGGCAGCACCACAAAUGUAGGGGAUGCCGGCCGGAACAAGUCUUCCUCUUCUUUCACACCGCGUAAGGCGGCGGUGAUGGUUGCCAGGAACGAGGAGAUCUCAACCAGGACAGUUUCUGAGCUCAACUCGGCGUUGUUGGCUGUUGCAAGCACACAACGUACCGGGCGCCCCACCGUGGCGGAUUUGGUGGAGGAGCAGCAACGGCUGGAGUUGCGCUACGGAGAGCUGUUGCGUCGGGCGAAAAAGGCGAAGCCAAGUCCUAAUGAACCGGAGCUGGACCCGAGUUGCUUUGCCGCCGUUCAAGACACGGAGCGGGCGGCUGUUAUGGAGGAAUUAAGGCAGACAUCGCGACGACUGCGUGAGCACAAUAAGGCACUUUUUAUUCAACUCAAAGAUAAUCCCAAUGAUGUGGACAACUGGAAAAAGAUUGGAAAUGAGAGGUCCGAGUUGAUUCAAUUGCUGCAGGCUCUUAUACGGGAACUGACAUCAGGAUACAACGCUGCGAAGGCGGCUGUUACACAAGGAGGAUUACCACGCCCCAACAGUAGACGCAAGCGCUCCGGUGUCUCGGAGAGCAUAGGGACGGAGUCAAGGGAGGCUACGAUGUCUAUCGUGAAAAAUCGCUUUGGUAGCACCAUUCAAAUGAAGCGAAGUGUACGAGGCCCUGUGGGACCUCGUAUCCCUCUAGCAUCGUUCUUUGAACGCUUCGCCAAGUUAAUUUCAGACGAGCAGAAUGCUCAACGCUGGGCCGAUGAGCUACUUCUCAAGGAGAAGGAAAUGAAUCAGAAUGUGAAGCAGCUUCAGUACGACCUCAAGGCUGAGAAGGUGCUGAAGGAGAAGGAUAUAGCCGAACGUCGCCAACGCAUCGCCGAACUGAAGGUCAAGGUAAGACUGGAAAAGAAGCAUGUAAAGGAGCAGAGUGAGGUGGUACGUGCCGAGGUAGAGGCUUUGAAUGAGGCGAGGCAACGUGCCGCUCGUGAUGAGGAGCGCGUGGUGCUCGAACAAAUACGUGGACUGGAGCAGGAGGAACAAAUGGAGAGUCGGGCGCAUGCGGACUUCAAGGAGCACCUCAUAGAGCGUACCGAGGCGAUGGAUGAACUUGCGAGCCAGUGGGAGAAAAAGAACCAGACUGAGAUUAAGCGGGUUGAGGCACGCAAGAUUGACGUUGAACAGAUGCGGCAACAAUGUGCGGAGCGGUUGCAAAAGGCAUUGAAGGACAAGGAAUUUGAGCUGCAGCUUAAGUCACAGAGGGAUGAGGAACGCAACCAGGAGGAAGCGGAAAGGACGGCAGCGGAAGCUCAGGCAAACCGGGAAUACGACGCGGUUUCGCAGAUUCAGUCUGCAAUUCGAGCCAUGUUUACACGACAGGCUCUCAUUAUUCUUAAGAAGAAGAACAGGAAAAAGCGGAAGGCAGAAAAGAAAUAA